Messenger RNA from Drosophila takahashii, 962 nucleotides. RefSeq lists its product as uncharacterized. The record is from RefSeq and is a predicted model, not a curated record. Gene Ontology annotation, molecular function: acyltransferase activity, transferring groups other than amino-acyl groups. Lineage: Eukaryota; Metazoa; Arthropoda; Insecta; Diptera; Drosophilidae.
GGGAAGGUUGUUUCUGAACGGAAAUGUGCGCUCAAUUGAAAGUUAUUGGCUUGCCGGAUCUCCAGGAGUUUCAAGGACUCUACAAACAAGACUGGCCAAAAUAUUGCCAGGAAUAUUACUGUCUGGAUAAUUUUAUAGAAUUUUUGAAGAAACAACCCUAUAUGAAGAACUUGCGAAUUUAUACUCUGGAUAUGCAACAAGCUAGAGAGGCGGGUCUUUUUGUUAUAGUGGAUCGCUAUCAACUGUUUGUGGGCAGUUUAAACAACGCAAAUGGUCUUGUUGGAAGAGCACUGGAUUUAUUGGACUGGUCGAUGGGUUUGAAAUGCAGUUCUAUCCCCUUCAGGCAUGUUGAUGCCUUGGAGGGUAUUGUCGAGUCAAAAAAGUUAAGCUUGGUGUUCAGGGAUUCUACGGAUUUGUUUUAUUUAAAGGCGGAAGAAGCUCUCAAACUUAAAGUCAAUCCACCAGCUGGAUUUAUACUUAGAUCUUUGAAUGUGGCAGACGCUCCUUUGAUUAACGAAGAGUGGCCCAAUCAUCAUAUGGGAUCGCUGUUCUUUAUAGAAAGACAGAUUCGCAUGUGCGUCAGUGCUGGAUUGUAUCGGGAAGACCCUCAAGAAUUGGUGGCCUGGUGCAUCAGAUUACAAGGCGGCUACUUGGGAGCGCUGCAAGUGAAAAACUCUUACCAACGGCGGGGAUUUGGCAGUGUAGUUACUAGGGAAAUCUCGUACCGCCUUGCCUUCCAAGGUCACGAUGUAAUGGCCCUUGUAGGUCACUCAAACAAACCGUCCGCCGGCAUGUUUAACAAGCUCGGCUUCCAAGUCAUCGACCAAUGCCUUUGGCUGAGGACGGAACCCACCAAAGGAGAUUUCACCUGGCCCGAGGGCGAAUAGUUGGGCGUUUAAAUAUCUGUAUUAAAAUAUUACGACUAUCGGUUGUAUAUGAAUACAAGUUUGGUAUAAAAAUAA